Messenger RNA from Metarhizium album ARSEF 1941, 291 nucleotides. RefSeq names its product ATPase inhibitor, IATP, mitochondria. The transcript is spliced from 3 exons. Lineage: Eukaryota; Fungi; Ascomycota; Sordariomycetes; Hypocreales; Clavicipitaceae. The coding region runs from base 1 to 291 and encodes 96 amino acids. Gene Ontology annotation, biological process: negative regulation of ATP-dependent activity. Gene Ontology annotation, molecular function: ATPase inhibitor activity. Gene Ontology annotation, cellular component: mitochondrion. The record is from RefSeq and is a predicted model, not a curated record.
AUGCUCCGCACAACCUUCAAGACGGCCGCAUUUCGCCCCCUCCGGGCUACCUUUACCACCACUGUCCGAGCCAUGGGCGAGGGCGAUACCGGCGCGCCUCCCAAGACCGGCGGCCCUGGUGACGCCUUCCAGCGCCGUGAGCGCGCCAGCGAGGACUGGGCUAUCCGCCAGCGAGAAAAGGAGCGUCUCCUCGAGCUCAAGAAGAAGCUCGCUGAACAGCAGCAGCAUCUCCAACGCCUCUCUGACCACAUUGAGGAGAUCACCCGCGAUCAGGGCGGCGAGAAGAACUAA